AUGGUUACUCAGAUUACGGUACCAAUUGAAUUUGUUUAUGUUGUUGGAGCAGCAAUGAUGUCAGCUUUUUUAGUGGUUGGUGCUGCUAUUUACAAGUGAGUCAUAGAAUAAAAAUAUCGGAUUACUGUUAAACUUUUUGGAAAUAUGAACUCGAACAUACUGAUAUUUCGUAAUUCUAGAUUUCGAAAUAUUUAAUCAAGUUUUCUCAUAAAGUCAAUUUCUCAUAACAUUCAGUUAUUUUCUCUCAAAGCAGUUUCUCAAAGAAAAAUGAGUUGGUGCUUUUCAAAAAGUUUUCACAUAUAUUUUUAUCCAAAAUUCAAGAAUGCGCAAACCGAUCGACAUCGAUGAGUUGGAUUGUGAACAAACUGCAAGACUUUUUCGACCAGAAGUUUUGGCACCAACUUUGACAUUUGACACAGAUGCAAGAAAAGUCCAACCAUCUCUGAAGACAAGACUUUCACAAAGUAUUAAUCCAUUCAAAACAUCGGUAAGUGAAAAUUCUUCAAAUUGAAUUGUUUCGAUUAAGAAAGAACCAUUUUUUGAACUCUUGAAAUUUUUAACAUCCUUCAAAAAAAUCAUGUGUUUUUUGAGUUGUUGUUCAGAAAGCACAUGUGACUCAAAUUUUUACCGUAGAGCCGUAGUUAAUAAUCUUCUUAGAAGAUCCCAAUAAAAUAUGUUGUUAUAAGAUUUAUUAAUUGAAUUCUUCAAACAUUGUGAGAAAAACAUUUUUCACAUUUUCUAUUACCAAGAAAAACCCACACAAAAACAUUAGAAUAUUAAAUAAUUAGGAUCUUCAUUUUAUCAUUAACAAAUAUUUUUUGUCUAGAUCAUCGAUCAACUUCGACCGGAAUUUGUUAGCGAAUUCCGAGGACGCAUCAAUUUUUCAGUUGCUUAUGAAAAAGAAUGUUCAACCCUCCAUGUUCAUCUUCUCGAAGCCGUCGAUCUUCCAGUCAAAGAUUUUACCGGAUCAUCUGAUCCAUACGUUCGUGCAUUCCUUCUCCAAGAUCCAUCAAAAUCCGAACGUUCCAAAGUGCAUCGCCGUAAUCUCAACCCGACUUUCAAUGAGAUUCUAUCUUUCCGAGGUAACUUCUUUUUUCGGGAAAAAGGGCGGAGUUGAAACAUUGGUCAGAUGUUAUAGUUUUGUUUUGUUUUUUAACUCGCUUCAUUGAACAAGUUCGCCUAUUUUUAGCUUUUUAUAUUUUUUGACGACACGUUGCUAUGACCACCAACACCCUAUUAGGGUAGUAGUUUUUUUCAUAUAAGUCACACUCAUUUUUUCUUUGCAAAAAAAACUUAUUUGCGCGGUAUAAAUAAUAAGAUAUAAUGUUCCGUAUUGAAUAUUUGGAUCUUGUUCAACCAAAAAAAGGUGAGAUUCAGAAUAAAAAUAAUACUCUUACUGUAGAUACUGUAGGUAUUACAUUCAACUUAUGAGGUUAUUUUGCAGGUCAUUCAAUGAAAAAAUUGCACGACAUGACAUUGGUUCUUCAAGUAAUGGAUUAUGAUCGUUUCUCAUCAGAUGAUCCGAUUGGUGAAAUUCUUCUACCAUUGAAACAUGUUAAAUUUGAAAACAGUCCAGUUUAUUGGAAACAUUUACAACGUCCAACUGUUUCAAAAGAUGCUUGCGGAGAAUUAAUGGUUUCAUUGUGUUAUUUACCAAAUUCUGGAAAAAUAACUGUCAGUAUUAUAAAAGCGAGAGAUUUGCACACAAAAGAUCGAACACGAAGUUAUGGUAAGUUUUGUACUUUAUGCUCAAUUUGUCUUCUAAACAUGUUGUUUUUGUUUUUUCCUCAUUUUUCUCCCUACCAGAAAAAAAGUUGAAAAAGAGGCAAAACAAAAAUGAUGCGACCGCAAUUAGUUACACUUUUAGAACAUUUCAUGAAUUAUUGAUUUUGCGUUGUGAGAAAAAGGAAACCGAAAAAAUAAUUGAAUAAGUAAAUAAGGAAAUUAGAUUUGAACACCUGCAAAAAGUAAUAAGUUCCAAGAAAAUGAAUUAUUCGGAUAGAAAACCAAAAAACCGAAAGUUAAAGAAUUCUAAAAGUAAGGAACUCAAGUACUUUUCUGUGAAAAUUGGUUAUGGGUGGGUGAAGAGAGAAUAAUAGAUAAUUAUUUUUUUGGAAGGAAAACAAUUUUUAGAACUGAACUUUUCAAAGCUAGAAAUGGAACAAAUAUAAAAAUAGGUCCCCGUCAAAGUUCUGGGGAGCAUGAAUGUGCAUCUUUUUUCUAAACGGACAAGGGACCCCAACAAGACGAAAACAUCUAGAGGAUCUAGAACAAACAGUUUUUUCAGGUUUUUUUUUAAUUUCGGACAUACAGAAAAUUAGCUAUAAUUGAAAAUUAACAAAAAAAUGUGUUCUAGGGUUUUCCCCAGAUAAAUCAAAGCACUAAUGGGCUUUUUUAGAAAUGUCUAGAAAAAAUAUUCCAUACAUUUUUGAGCCACCUAAACUUUGAAAAAAGUUCAUGGAAUUUUUCUCCUAUAGUUUUAGGCCCAUUGAGAAAUUAUUCCCUGGGCGUUUUAUAGUUCAAAAGGUAUCCUUUUCUGAUAAUGAAAUUGUGUCCUUUUGAAAUUAAAAAAUCAAAUUAAAAAUACGAUUUUUUCCAGACACUUAUAUAAAAAUGUGGAUGGUUCAACAAGGCAACAAACUCGAAAAACGUAAAACCAGUGUCAAACCACAUACUCCAUCGCCAAUUUUCAACGAAUCUUUUGCAUUUGCUGUUCCAGUUCGAAAUGUUCUUCAAUCAGAUGUUAACUUGGUUUUAACUGCAAUGGAAUAUGAUGUUAUUGGAUCAAAUGAAGAGAUCGGACAUGUUAUUGUUGGUCAACUUGGAUCAGAACACGGACAAAAACAUUGGAAUGAAUGUAUUUCUCAUCCAGAACAACCCGUUGCAAUGUGGCAUAAAUUAUGUCCAAAGUGGUAG
Caenorhabditis angaria is the source of this 2916-nucleotide messenger RNA. The record is from the annotation of a GenBank genome assembly. NCBI's taxonomy places the organism in Eukaryota, Metazoa, Nematoda, Chromadorea, Rhabditida, Rhabditidae.